This is a messenger RNA of Hibiscus syriacus, 510 nucleotides long. Its product is annotated as light-harvesting complex-like protein 3 isotype 1, chloroplastic. The coding region runs from base 1 to 510 and encodes 169 amino acids. The record is from RefSeq and is a predicted model, not a curated record. The transcript has 3 exons. Lineage: Eukaryota; Viridiplantae; Streptophyta; Magnoliopsida; Malvales; Malvaceae.
AUGUUGAAGGCCGGAUCUUCUUCAGCUAGGAAAUUUGAGGACGAACGGUGGAAGAAUGGAACAUGGGAUUUGAAUAUGUUUGUUAGAAAUGGUAGGAUUGAUUGCGAUAGUGUGAUCGUAGCAGAAGCAAAGAGGAGAAAAUACUUGGAGAUGAAGAUAGUUCAAACCAAGAACCAGUCCAAUUCAGAAGCUCAAUCAUACCCUGGUGGGGGCAUGGUUCAUGAGAACGUUUAUUCCUGGUGGAGCAGCAAUGGUAGGGUUCUUCAUGGGUUACGUGGUGGAUGGGCAAACGGGGAGUCUCGUUUGCGAAACGGGAUUGGUGUGAUAAGGUCGAGGAAAUCCGAAGAUUUCGAUAACCUGAUGAAGCUUGCAGAUGAGGUUACUUACUAUGAUAAACAAUGGCAAGCUCCCUGGGAAGAUCAAACUGCAACUUCUCACAAAACUGGAAUUUCUUGGAAGUCUUCUAAUUUCUUAGAACUUCUUGGAAGUCUUCUGAUUCAUAAUUGUUAA